Molecule: messenger RNA, 15466 nt
Organism: Topomyia yanbarensis
Lineage: Eukaryota; Metazoa; Arthropoda; Insecta; Diptera; Culicidae
Gene: Ehbp1
Product: EH domain-binding protein 1
Exons: 13
Coding region: 776-3901 (1041 amino acids)
Molecular function (GO): protein binding
Source: RefSeq, a predicted model, not a curated record
UCCAGUAGCAGAAGUGUACUCAGUAGCAUUACCGAGAACAGUUUUCUUUUCAAAUCCAAGUGUUUUCCAUUAAUCCCAGAUCUAACAGUAAAAUUCGUGGUGUUAGAAGUGUUUCGUUCGAUUCAAAUUAUGGCGACGCGCGGGUAUCCUAAGCGGAAUAUAUAAUCGACAAUUGUUCUGAACAGGACCUUGGCUCGGGAAAGAUGAUGAUUUCAGACUUCCUGAAAAGUGAUAAUCCCAUACAACAGACGAAAAAACAACAGUGAAAAAAUGAUUUUCAACCUUGAACAGCAAACAUAAAUCAUCGUCAUCGCCGUAGUCGUCGAUUUCAUUUUUGCUGUCCGAUUAAUUUGGAGAGUGAGAUAUCGGAAAAUUUUGAUAUAUUUGCCAUUGAAUGGUGUCCUUUUGUGGUUGGGCUGUAGUGAUUUGCGCGGAGAGGUGAAAAUAUCAGUUGCAAAUUAUAAUUGACGUGUUGUGCUGUGCGGUUGGAGAAAAAAUAAACAGCUCCCGUGGAAGCGCUAGCGCUCAAAGAGGAGUGUGUUAUUUGUGGACGGAAGAAGCAAGAGGGACCCAACAACGGGAGAUUCUUAUCAGCAUAAGGGCGUGAAUUGAGUCGUCUUGCUAGCUGGCUAUAAGUAUUGCCCCGUGUGGGGGAAAGUAAGAUAUACCGCCUGGAGGAGUGUCGUUCUAAUUCAGAAGGCAAAGUAGACUGGUCUGAACGAGGGACGGAAACUGACGAAGACGAAGAUAGAACGGAAAGCACCGAAAGUAAACAAUGGGAAGCGUUUGGAAGCGGCUGCAGCGUGUCAACAAGCGGGCGGCCAAGUUUUCCUUCACCGUGUCCUACCAUGAACUGCAGAUGGAAACCACUGCCAAAUGGCGCCCUCACAGUCUACAUAUCGUCUGGACCCGCCGAUCGCGACGUGUUGUGUCCAGUGCCCUCGCAUGGGAACCGGAUCUGGUUAAUCCGGUGAGCAGCACAAUGGCCUGGACGAUGCCGGACAACCACACGAUUGCGGUCACCCUGUUCAAGGACAUUCGAACGCACGAACUGGAGGAUAAAGACUGGACCUUCGUGUUGGAGGACGUUUCACAGAUGGGUAAAAAACGCCUGCUCGCAUCGGCAACGAUCAAUAUGCGCAAAUAUGCCAGCAUAGAAUCCACCCAGCAAACAUUUAUCUUGGAGCUGAGGCCCGUUUCGAAGAAAAUUGUAUCCGCUCAGCUCGAACUAACGUUGAGCUGUGUGUUUCUGCGGGAAGGUAAAGCAACCGACGAGGAUAUGCAGAGCAUAAUUUCGCUCAUGUCGGUGAACAAUGUGUCCGACAUUGCCCCGCUAGACGAUCUGGAGGACAUUCCAGAUUUGGAGAAUUCCAUUGAGAUUUCAGAACAUAUGUUGGAUUUCACGCACCAGCUGGAACAGUUGACUACCAGUUUGAACAGUUCCGAGUUGGCAACGCCGAUGAGCGUUCCUUCUCUCUCGGACGAUCAAACCCCCAUAGUCAGCGGAUCGAAGGACAUGUUCAAAGAGUUCCUAAAUGAUCGCGGUUAUAUCUCGUUGGCCAGCGAAGGCAGCACAAAGUGGUCGGAAGAAAACGACCGCCAGAAUAAAGCUCUGGAAAUAAAGACAAAGAUUAUUCACCCGGCUCCGACGGAACUGGAUAGCAGUCGGGACGAUUUUCUGCCAGUCAAAUAUCAGGAUACGGACUAUCCAUUUGAAGAGUCCGAGAAAGAGACAGACGAACAGCAAGAUCCAUUGGAAGCUCUGGAAGAAGAGAAAACUCCUGUUAAACCAUCAACCCCAGCAGCACCACCACCAGCACCUGAACCCAUACCUCUGCGAGUAUCUCCGGUAAUAACUAGUUUAGACAGUGAAUCGAGUAGCAGAAAAUCUCCGGAAGAAAAACAAAAUAGUCGAGCGGAGUUGAAGCCCUUGAAUCUGAUCAAAAGUUACGACCAUAAACCGCCGGAAAGUAAGGUGCCUUCGGUUACAAUUCCCCUGGCGGAACCGGAGGUACCCAUCAAGAAACCACUGCUGAGGGAUAGCACACCGGGCCAGGAUUUGCUGGAAUGGUGCAAGGAGACCACGAAAUGCUAUAAUGGAGUAAAGGUUACAAAUCUCACUACCAGCUGGCGAAACGGAAUGGCAUUUUGUGCUAUUAUUCACCAUUUUUAUCCUAGUCUAAUUGAUAUGACGAAGCUCUCCCCCGGGAAUGUGAUAGAAAACUGCAGGACAGCUUUCGACGCAGCAGAAAAACUAGGAAUCCCACGUGUUAUUGAACCGCGCGAUAUGAAUAUGCUUGCAGUACCGGACAAGCUGGCAGUAAUGACCUAUCUGUACCAACUGCGAGCACAUUUCACCGGUCACCAAUUGGAGGUUCACACGAUCGAUUCGGGUGUUCCAUGUCAGGCUUGCUUCCUAGCGGCCGAACAAGCUAUGUGCAUUUAUUCCCAAACGAAAAAUAGAGGUGAAACAUCCGACGAUUCCAGCUACGUGAUCGGAAACUACAAAUCGGACAAGCUAACCAAGGAUCUGCUGAAUCUGAAUGAAAUGAUCACCCCGCGGGAGGACGAUCCGCUACGGAAGGAAACCAGCAGGGCUCAUCUGUUGGCGAAUUCGAAAGCGCUGCUGGGUAAAAUGCUGUCACCUACCAAAGAGAAGCAGCAUGCGGUAAGCGUACUACCGCAGGAGCCGCUCUCCGUUUUAGAUGGGAAGGGGGAACAGCUUCCGAACGGUACAUCCUUCGAUGAUAAUGGGUACUCCAACGGUGACAGUACGGGUGUAAACAAUAACAAUAGUUCCAGUGCAAUUAAUAAUAAUAGCAUUAAUAACAAUUCGGCGGUAGAAACGAACGGAGAAGUGGGGGAAAGAAUUAAACGGAAUGAGCGUGAAGGGGACCAAGAGGAAGAGGAGUUACCACGGCUAGACGCGGCAAUGGCAAAUAAAUUAUUAUUGCGGCAUAAGGAAAUGAGUGAAAAGGCAAAAGUAAUGAUUGAAAAACUUAGAACAUCUAGUGUAGAUAAGGGUGGUGAUGUUGACACUAACGAACGCCAAGCUCGUUUGCGUGAACAAGCGCGUAAGUUGAUUGCUGAAACCAAAGCCAAAUCGCUCAAUCUUGAUUCGCCUUCAUCACCGACGAGAACUGGUCCAUCGCAGACGAUCAGUUUUUCACCGGAACGAACGAUUUCACCAAUCAACAACGUACCGGAGUUUAUCUUUCCCACUGUUGCCCUGCUUGGCAGUCGGAGCAGUAAAGAAUCGCCAAUCCGGCACAGUGUCGGUGGCGGAGGGGCUCCUACAACGGACGGUAGCGAUGCCAACAGUAACCAUUUACUGAAGAGGAGUUCGCCCUCGCCGAACAAAUUGUCCCCGUCGAUAUUGGAUAUAAUCAACCCGAAGAACGAGGGCAGGGUGGAAAAAGUCAACUACAUUCAAAGUGAGCUGAACAAGCUUGAGCGUGAGCAGGAAGCGAUAGACCAGAAAGCCAAUGCGUUAGAGAAAAAGUUACGAGCUGUGAUGGGAGGAACAAUGACAAACGUUAGUGAAACCGAAGACCAGCUAAUGUCCCAAUGGUUCACCCUAGUGAAUAAAAAGAACGCACUGCUGAGACGACAGAUGCAGCUGAAUCUACUCGAACAAGAGAACGAUCUUGAGAAGAAGUACGACAUGCUUAAUCUGGAACUGCGAGCAGCCCUCUCAAUCGAGGACUGGCGAAAGACGGAAGAACAGCGCGAAAAGGAAUCGCUACUGUUGGCCGAACUUGUAGCAAUAGUGGACAAGCGAAACGAGCUGGUUCAAAAUCUGCACAGUCAGGAACAAGCCAUUGAGGACGAUGACGAGAUCGAGCGCAAGCUGGAAACUGUGGACAUCAAUCACAAGGAUGAAAAAUGUGUUAUCCAGUGAGACCUUCAUCUCUCGGAUUUUGAAUACUCAACUAGGCAUUGGUGAUUUGGACUUAAUAUGUGAGAUUGUACAUAGACUCUAUCAUCUUUUCCGUCGAGGAAACAUUUUCCAACUAACUUAUGCAUACAGGAAUUUCCGAUCGUACUACUUUGUUGGCCACGCGACAGCAGUCUCAAACAGAAUCCGGCGAGGGAGUAGGAAAAGGCAAUCAUUAACACUGUCGAGUGUUUGGGACUGCGAUUGGUGUUAAGGCUUUUGGAUUCGUUAAUCUUAAUCAAUUCCGUCCGAGAAAUUUGAUUUCUUGUAGUGAAAAUGCCUACCUAGAUGUUUUAGUAAGAGGUUGGAGGCAAUUGGGCUCAAACUUUCACACUCACACAGUUUUCCACUUUUUGACCAUCGUCGAAAAAGACGUUUCGUUAAUUAUUAAAUCAUAUGCUACAGAAAGACUCUCGCGUUGACAAGGAUUUCAUCACUUUUUUAGCUUUUUUAGUAACUUAUGAGUUGGAUGUAAAUAUUCGUGAAGCUUUAUAUUUGCAAAAUUCCGCAUACAGGAAACUCAUGUUAGUUUCAGGCAAAGCUAGCUAAAUUCAGGAGCAAUCAGCUCGAAUUGAAAUUGUGUUAAAGAGUUGUUUUAAAAUUAUGAUGUGCAAACAUUUCAUUAUUACCAUCUGUAUUGCUUUUUCAGUGAGGGCAAAAAGAACUAGGGAAGGGAUAAAACUAUUAUUCUUGUUUUAUACUGAUGACUGUUUCGUGAUAAAUAUCAAAAUAUCCAAAAAAUAACAUUAUUUUUGUAUGCUUUUUAUACUACUGGGACUACUUAGGUGAUUAUUAGAUGCUAUUGUUUUUAAGGAUAGUGAACUCCCGCGCUAGCGGUUGCUAGUAAAUAAUUGCUUGUUUUUACCAGAAAUUAGCUUAUUUGUACACUUAAGCAAACACUUGUAAACCUGCAAUGGAAACAUUCUUGAAAGGGAAGCAGCAGGGUUGACACGAUAAAAGAUGCAUAAGAACAAAAACGAAUACAAAUUAAUAUAUUCUAGUCAUUCGAAUGUAGUGUAGAUAAAGAAACUAAUUUAACUCUAAUACUAGUAUCUUUUAACUUAAUCCUAUCCUUUAAUACAUUUAGAACGGAUCGUGCAACUCAGCAACACUAAAAUGCGUAAACUGCAGAAGACUUCAACAUAUGUUUUAACAUCAAUCAAUCAACAUCACAUAGUAAGGUUCAAAUUGGAAGUUACACACAUAUAACAAUUCGGAAUCUCCAUAGCCCAUGUCCCUAAUAAUUUUUGUCAAAUUUGGAAAUUUGAUUGCAGAAGAAAAUAAAAAUCCUACAGGAUUGCAGAAUGAAACAAUGACAAUGGUAAGGUCUUUGAAUUUAAACACUCGUCGCCGUCGUUGUUUUUGUUCAUGACAUUUGGUCAGGUUUAAGGUUUAAGUUGUAUUUGACAAUGGAAAUUUGAUUGAGAUAGAGAGAAUUGGUCACAAGUUAAGGAGAGGCUACUUUCUUACAUCCAAAGUUUCAUUUUACAUAGUUUUCCACUAAAUUCACAAGCUUCUGCUUCGUUAGGCUUAGCUCUUAAGAUCAGCAUCCCUAACCGCCUCUUUCCGCCAUUUUCUGGUACUUUCAAAUUCCUUCCAGUAUUUGUUUCUUUUUAUUGCCCUUCUUUAUCCAUUUUACCAGAGCGACAGAGACAAUAUUGCAACUUCUGUGGGGUGGUGUGCUGCUAACACAUUCACGCAGAAGCGCCAUUCCUUACCGUCGGUGUCACUAUGAUCACUGUGUUAGCCCUGCAAUCCAUCCUAUACGUUUAAACGUAUAGGAUAGCACUAUUUAAACCUAUCUGUCUCAUUUCAGUGCCGGGUCAAGACAGUGCACGGACACCAAUAUCUAUAUAUAUAUAUAAAAGUCAAAGUUUGUAUGUAUAUGAUUUAUAGACUCCAAAACGGCUUAACCGAUUUCCGUAAAAAAUUUUACACAGUAGGUAUUUGGUAUGGGGCGUGUUUGUCUUCUAUUAGUUGGAGAUUAUCUGCCUAACAGAUGGCGCUUUGGAACAAAUUGUGUUUUCCUCCUAUUUCGCAGAGUGUCGCAGCAACGCGCGAUGGGUAUUAGCUAGUUCUUUCACACAAAUGAAAUACUUUUUUUUCAAUUUGUUUAUUUGAUAAGGACAAAUGAAAUACUAGCAUUCACACUUGUCCGGCACGGCACCGUCCCGGAGACAAGUGUCAAUGCUCGCAUUUGAAUUGUAUGAAAGAAUAUUGGCGUCCGUGCAAGGUACUGAAACGUCACUCAAUCGGAUCGGAAAGGCGUAAAUUUGGCUUAAGGCUGCAAAUAAAAACUUCGCAACAGAUUCUUAAGCACUAUUUACACCUAUUCAAAUGCGAACAUUCACACUUGUCUUCGGGACGGUGCAGUGCCAGACAAGUGUGAAUGCUCGCAUUUGAUGUGUAUGAAAGAAUAUUGGGGUCCGUACACGGAACUGAACCGUUACUGAAUCGGAUCCGAAAGGUGCAAAUUUGGCUUUAUUUUACAUUAUCAAGGAAUCGAGGAACAAAGCUUUCCACAGUGAAUACAUACGCGGCAAACUGAUUUGCGUAGAUAAAUAGCGUUGUCUAAGGAUAAAUAGUGCUUAAGUCUAGGUACCGAACAAUGGGAUAGCGCGAACUAAAUUAAUGUUUCCCGUCCGGAUUAUGUUGUUCAGAGCUGAUGAAUAAUUCUCAAGGUUUUUUUUCUGCAACUUUAUCAAGUCUUUGUACUUUCGUAUGAAAGUUUUAGAGCUUCGUGCUCUAGAUGUUUGUAUAAAGCAAAACUUGAAUGAAGUUUUCUGUCGAAAAACACUCCCAAGUCACGGAUAGAAUCCACCCUCUCGACGACACAGGCUUGAAGGGUAUAUUCGCAACGCCUUAUAUUUGCCGAGCGUCCGAAACUUACCUUACAUUUAUCGACGUUGAUUUGCAUACCGUUCCGCAAGCACCAUUGGCUAUAUCGUCUUGGAGCACAGCAGAGUCGACUUGUUAUUUUCAGAUAAUAAGCAUACAGUAGUUUUCCAGACUUGAUGCGGCUGCAGAGAUCGUUGAUGAAUAAGAGAAAGAUCAGUGGCCCUAGAUGACUUUCUUGAGACACACUGGUUGGUGUUACGAAUGCGCUUGAGCGUGUGGUUCCGAAUGCGCUUGAGGUAGGGUAAAUGAAAAUAACACAAUAAAAUCACAACACAAAACAGUAAAUAGUCUGGAUUCUUGACUCCCGAAAUAAUAAUCAAACCUACGCCUAUAGUUCUUAACCACACUGGUUUAGGAAGAAUUGCAUAUCCUAGAGUUUUAGCUACCUUUACACAGGUUCGUGUAAGAAGCACCAAAAAUUGGGAUACGCCAUCGAAUUAUUGCAGGGUAACAAUGGUCAUGCGAAUAAUACUCAGCACGCUGAAUAGUAGCCCUGUGAUAAUUGAGUUUGCAAUGUCCAGUCAGUACACUGACUAGAAUACUGCAAUUGCGCUUGAAAAAAAGCAAUAGAAUCUUUCCGGAUUCAUUAUGGCAGAAAAGUUUUUGUUUGAACGCAAAUUAUGCCAAUGGUUGGUAUGUUCGGAUCGGAUGCAGCCCAAAAGCGAAUCUUGUGCUUUAAUUAUCCAAUCGAUAACUAGAUACUAAAUGCCUUUGAGGCAGCCUGACUGUCAGAGCAUAAAUUAAUUAUUUUACCACAAAUUCCCUGUUGAAGUACCGAUUGUACGUCACACAGGAUUGUGAAAAUUUUCUGCUUGAAGUACGGUGUAGUCUCUACCAAGCGAAUAAGAUUGGUCUAAUUUCGUUUCACAACAGUAGACACCAGCACCGGCUCGGCCCUCCAACAAAGAACCGUCAGUGUAACAAAUUACGCAUUCUUCAAGUUACCGCUCCGUACAUGUAAGUGUAAGUUCAUUAAGAGCUAGUAUAUAGUCAUCUCAAGUAAUAAUUUGGGGCCACAAUCUUGUGUGGCUAUUUCAAACAGACCAAUUGAGUUUUGAAUUAUGAAAUUUCCCCCGACGUAUUGAACUUGAUUUGUAACUAUGAUUUCAGAGUUAAAGAACUGCGACGGAUUAGCUCCGGUUGUAAUUCUUCGUUGCAUGAAAAGCACCAUUGAUGUUUCAUUUGGAUUAACUGAUAGUCCAACGACACCAUUACUCAAAAAAAUUAAAAUCAUCAAUCAUCGUCGAAAUCAUAUGUCGGCAACCCAAGCAUAUUAAGUUUCCUCAGCAAGCCAUUGGCAACAAGGUUCCAUAAAAGUGGUGAUAGAACACCACCUUUAGAAUAUCCGCAGACACUUAGUUUCCUUAUCUCUACUUGUCCUAACGAUGAGCACAGAUGUGGGUUGUUAAGCAUUACAUGUAUCCAGUUUACGAUAUAUAAAGGUAUCUCGUGCUGCUUGCAAAAUGGAGUCGAAAGCCACAUUGUCAAAAGCUUCAACUUCAAUUUCAAGAAAAACUGCUAAGCUUGAUUGUCCUAGCGAUAAAACCUUUUUCAAUGUUGUAAACAACAUAUGCAUGCCGCAUUGCAUGAAGUUGGUGCUCGCCCAAGCUAACAUCCCGAAUGUACCGGUCGAUUAAACGAUCAACUGAUAUAAAAAGGAAGGAGGUCAGUCUGAUCGGUCUAGCACUUAUAUUAUAUUUCCUGAUUAUACAUCAUAUUUACAUGAUUUAAUCUGUUCCACAAUAUUCCGCCACGUCACUCGGUCAGUUGCUGUCUCCAACCUCUCAGGUGCCCGAUACUCGCCAGGUUCUGCUCCACUUGGUCCAGCCACCGGGAACGCUGCGCUCCUCUCCGUCUUGUACCUGCCGGGUUGGAGGUGAAAACCAACUUGGUGGGGUUGUUGUCCGGCAUACUCGCAACAUGCCCCGCCCACCGUACCCUUCCAGCUUGAGCUACUUUCCGGAUACUUGGCUCACCAUAGAGUCGCGCAAGUUCGUGGUUCAUCUUUCUCCUUCACACGCCAUCCUCCUGCACACCACCGAAGAUCGUUCUCAGCACCCUUCUCUCGAAGACUUCGAGUGCUUGCAGAUCCUCCUCGAGCAUUGUCCACAUUUCGUGCCCGUAGAGAACCACCGGUCUAAUCAGUGUGUUGUGCAUGGCGCAUUUCGUGCGGUGGUGAAGCUUCCUGGAUCUCAAAGUUUUGUGGAGCCCGCCUUCUGAUCUCCCGGCUGGUGUUAUUGUCUGCAGUCACCAAUGAGCCUAGAUAGAUGAACUCGUCAACCACCUCGAACUCGUCGCUGUCGAUCGUAAUACUACUGCCCAAGCGUUCCCUAUCGCGAUUGGUUCCGCCAGCCAGCAUGUAUAGCAUGUACUUUGUCUUAGACACAUUUAUCUUCAGUCCUAUUCGUGCUGCUUCGCGCUUCAGUCGGGUAUACAGGUCUGCUACCGUCUCCUUGUUUCUACCGAUUAUGUCCACGUCGUCAGCGAAGCACACGAACUAUCCGGACCUCGUGAAAAUCGUGCCCCGUAUGUUGAACUCCGCUCUUCGCAUUACACCUUCCAGCGCUAUAUUGAACAGCAGGUAGGACAACUCAUCGCCUUGUCUUAGUCCCCUGCGUGUUUCAAACGGACCCGAAAGGCCGCCCGAAAUUUUGACACAAUAGCUUACACCAUCCAUCGUAGCCUUAAUCAGUCUUGUCAGCUUCCCAGGGAAGCCGUUCUCGUCCAUCAUUUUCCAUAGCUCUACACGGUCCACCGUGUCAUAUGCGGCUUUAAAGUCGAUGAACAAGUGAUGUGUGGGGAGCUGGUAUUCACGGCAUUUUUGGAGGAUUUGCUGUAUAGUAAAGAUUUUGUGGUUUGUUGAUCUGCCGUUGAUGAAACCGGCCUGAUAACUCCCGACAAAUUCAUUUACCAGCGGUGAUAGGCGCCGGAACAGAAUCUGGAAUGCACUUUGUAAGCGGCAUUCGUCACUGUGAUCGCUCUGUAGUUUUCACAAUCCAAUUUGUCGCCUUUCUUGUAUAUCGGGGUGAUACUCCUCCGGUAGCUGUUCUCUGUCCCAGAUCCUCUCGAUUAUUCGGUGCAUGCUUUCCGUCAGUUUUUCCGGACCCACCUUGAAGAGUUCCGCUCCUAGACCAUCCUCACCAGCUGCCUUGUUGUUCUUGAGCUGUUGAAUAGCCUCGUUAACCUCGUUCAUAGUGAGCGCCGGUACAUCCCCGUCGGCUGCGACAUUGACAUAAUCGUCCUCCUCGAACAUCCGAUUGUCCGCCUGGGCACCAUUCAGAUGUUUAUUGUAGUACUCCACCUUUCGACCACCUCACGUUCGUCCGUCAAGAUGCCACCUUCAUUGUCUCUACACAUUUCGGCCCGCGGCACAAAAUCUUUGCGAGAGUCAUUCAGCUUCUUGAAGAACGCCAGUGUAUCUUGAGAGCGAUACAUCUUCUCUCUCUCAGACUCUUCCUCUCUUAACCUCCUCAUAUAUAACGCGGCCACCUUUAGAAACGAAUUUUACAAUUAGUUCCUGCCACGGUAAUGGAAUGCACCCUGUUGCAGGACUACAAGUAGGAACUAUUUUCAAAAUAUGCUUGAAGUGUUCAUAUCCUCUUUGAAGUAGAAUCGGAAUGAUUCCAUUUUAUCCCGGAGGCUUAAUCGGUGUAAAACUUUCAAUCGCCCAUUUGAUCGAUUCGGUUGUCUCAUUUCUACGAACAAAUGCCCAAGAUUCCAGCAAUUUCGCCCAGAUGAUCGAAGGGCGUGUAUGUAAGUUUUGCGAACUAACUCAAAUGUCUCCGACCUGUCUCUGCUUCUGCGAUUCAAGGCUCUUCUAUAUAACUUUUGAUUCUAAUAAGUUCGCUAUUCCACCAAGGAAUUCCUCUAGAAGCACACAUAACUCGAAGCAGACAAGCCUUUUGGUAUACUGCUACUAUGAGUGAGUUUGUUUUAUCCACGACCUCAUCCAAAUUACUUGGAGAUUCAGUCGCUGGGGAAAUACUCAUGAAACUUAGAGCUUGGCGACUCGUAGUUUUGGGAUUACGUUUCAACGAUCAGAGACGAUGUACUGAUGAUCAGAUUUAGACGGUUCGAGCUCGUUAAGUGCAAGCCAGUUUGGCAACUCAUGCGUUAUACCGUCAGAGUAGAGAGUUACACCUAACACCGCUUCCCUGCCAGAUUGUGUAAAUGUUGAAGAUUUGUACAAUUUAAGUAUUUCAGCAAUUCUGUGCCUCUUAAAUUGAUAUCUUAGCUGCCUCAAAUUAUAUUAUGGGCAUUUGCAUCACUGCCGAUUAUGAGUGGAAACCCAUUUCUACCACAGUAUGAUACAACUCUUUUGGAAAUCAUUAGAAGAUGAUGAUUGAUUAUGUGGCAAAUAUGCCGAACAAUAGAUGUGUUUCCUGUUUAUGUGGUCAAAAGUUAUAUUGACCGUGACAAAAAGCGCGAGUUGUGAGGUCGGAUAUAAGACACGCGCAUUAUUCGCAAGCAUACAGGCACGCAUAAAGCAACUGGCUGGUACCCAGUGGUGUAUCGGUUAGCUCUGACUCGCUGACGAGUAAAGGGAAACGAACUGUCUUUUGGCAUGAGAGCCAAACACUUGUCUUUUACCCAAAGGAAAACAAAUGGAUUGACUAAUUUGCUCAUAAGGACACAAGGCCUAACUUUGAAAAGUUGAAUUUUAAUGUUUCGUGUUCCACUCGUCAGUAAAUAACAUCAACUUGCUGUCAGCUAGACGAUGUAUCAAAUUGGCGUCAGUUUGACACUAAAUCCAAACAGUUCCCACAACAUGUGUAAACACCUAAAGUAACUGGCUGGUAAAUGUUAUUCGAACUGUUUGGGCAUAGUGUCUAACUGACGCCAAUUUGGUGUUAGUUUUAAUACAUCGUCUUUUUUUACAAUGCAGAAGACCUUUACGUCCUAGCCCAGUACACGGUGACGCUGCCAUUAAUACCGACUAAACUCCAUUGGGCUCCGCCAUCGUUCCUCCCAGGAACUACCUCUCGGUAUUACUUCUGGGGGAUGGCUGUACUUAAUGUACUCAUUCACUCUCACUCACGCGUUCAUACGUCCUGUAUGAGGCUUACUUGGGUGCUCUCUCUAUCGCACCUUGAUUCACUCUCAAACACUCCCACAUGAGGCUGACUUUUGUGCUCACCUUUUUCGUUCCUUGCGAGGCUGACUUGUGUGCUCACCUUACUCAUUCCUUGCUAGGCUUACUUUUGUGCUCGCCCCACCCAUUCCAUGUGAGGUUGACUUGGGUGCUCACCCUAUCACCUGGUUCACUCUCGAUCGUGCCACUCUAUUGUACCUCUGUCACUCCCCCUGGCAUCCCAUGUGGGACAUUUUUCUUAGGCCCCACUUCUGACAUACCAUGCGAGGCUGACUUGUGUGCUCACCUUUUUCAUUCCUUGCUAGGCUUACUUUUGUGCUAGCCUCUACCAUACCAUGUGAGGCUGACUUUUGUGCUCACCCUUAACAUGCCGUGUGAGACUGAUUUGGAUGCUCACCCUUUCACUCCUCUGCCACGCCAUGAGGCAUCGAUAGCUAAGUCCCAACAUACUACGCUACGACCCUCCCGUCUUGACACGAGGCAGUCCACUUAUACGCCUAUGCACUCACUCUUCUGUCUUGCUUCGGAGUGGCUGGGUUUACCCCUUACGCGGUUGCCAGUCGCUGCGCCAAACCUGCCUCAGCAUGAACAGACCAUUCACUCCCUUUUUUUUUGCGCUUGGCCUUUUUCGCUCCAACUAACCAAUCACUAGUUAGCCAUGCCCGUCGUCUGUUGCUCGGUUCGCCAGAUUACCUGUAGCCUACAGGCAAUCUGGAUGGUAGCAGCCGAGACACCGUUCCACUUCUCCACCGAUUGACACAUCCGCUGAAUAAGGGUAUCAGGGGUUGUGUCCCAGCCACAAACGUCAAGCAUUGCUCUUCUUUCGACGUCGAAAUGAGGACAUACGAACAGUAUGUGUUCGGCAGUUUCGUCUACACCUGGGCAGGUUGGGACCUCCGCGUGCCCGAACCUGUGGAGGUACUGUCGGAAACAGCCAUGGCCUGACAGGAAUUGUGUCAGGUGGAAGUGAACUUCCCCAUGGGGUCUUCCCACCCAGCUCGAUAUGCUAGGUAUCAGCCGGUGGGUCCACCUACCUUUCGAGGAGUUGUCCCACUCACGCUGCCAUCUGGCGACCGAGGUCACCCUGCUGCGCUCGCGGGCUCCUCUAUUUCCACGUAGCUCGAAACACUCCUCAUCUUCCCGAAUGACCAGCCCGACUGGCAUCAUGCUCACUAUCACGCAGGAUGCAUCGUGUGAUACCGUGCGGUAGGCAGAUAUCACUCUGAGGCACAUCACGCGGUAGGUGCUCUCAGUUUCUGUUUCUGUAGGUAACUGGUUACCCUCAGUGCUCGUGACCAUGACGGGCCGCCGUACCUGAGGAUAGAUACGGCAACGCCUGCCAGUAACCUACGUCUACUGGCGCACACCUUUGAGCUGUUGGACAUCAUCCUCGAUAGAGCCGCAACAGCAGUCGACGCUCUCUUGCAUGUAUAGUCGACAUGGCUGCCGAAGGUCAGCUUGUCGUCUAUAAUGACUCCGAGAGACUUCAGACUUCGCUGUGAAGUGAUCGCGACUUCUCCCACAUGGAUAACUGCAUGUUGUGCCGACUUGCGGUUGUUGACGAUAACUACCUUCAUCUUAUGAUGAGCGAGCUCCAGGCCUCUCGCGCUCAUCCAUUCCUCCACCGUGUUGAUCGCGUGUUCUGCGGUUAGUUCUACCUCAGGGAUUGACUCCCCGUAGACCUCCAAGGUUACGUCGUCGGCACCCCACGGAUUCGCGUUGGCACUCUCACACAGGUUGUCGAAACACGCUCUCUUGCUGCUUUUAAUAGCCUUGUUAAGGGCCAAUUUCGCAGCUCGAAACACUUCACGGCGGUUCUCUCUUGCAUCCUCGUUGCGAGCUCUUUGCAUCCUACGUCUAGCUCUGAGACAGGCUGACCGUAGAGCUGCAAUCUCGGCACUCCACCAGUAUACCGGGCAUCUGCCGUUUCUUGGUAGUUUUUUUUCUCGGCAUAGUGGCGUCGCACGCGCAUGAUAGAACAGCUACCAGCGCAUCCCCGCUUAGACUGUCGGUGUUGGCCUCCAGUCCGACGGCCGCGGUGAAACUUCGCUGUCGAAGUGAUUGGACUUCCACCCGCGUACCUGACAGGGAUCUCCCGCCCUCGGAUACUGCACACCAUAGUUGAUCCUGAAGCGGAUUGCUAAAUGAUCGCUAUGGGUGUAGCCUUCGUCUACCCUCCAUUCCAUGCCUGGAGCCAGACUCGGGCUGGCAAAUGUUUCGUCAAUCCACGCCUCCACCCCGUUUCUACGGAAUGUGCUAGCGGAGCCAUUAUUAGCUAGCACAGUAUCGAGUUAAUACAUCGUCUAAUUGACAGCAAGUGGGUGUUAGUUACUGACGAGUGGAACACGAAACAUUAAAACUCUGACUUUUAAUGAGUAUUAGGGACAUGACCAUUAUUGGAAUCCCACGAUUUGCGAAGAAACAAACGUCCACUGUGUCGGAGAUUCGACUAACACAGCAAAGGUAAGAACUAUAACACUCCGUGUGCGACUGGAAUAUUUUAGUCCUGUCAGUUCGGAAAAAAAACAUCUUGACUUGAGGACUCCUAUUUUCAGUCGCUUCUCAUGACAUGAGAGCAGGACACAGUGGAUCAUUGUUUAGCCGAGAUACUGCUGCCUCGGAUGUCAUACGGUGUCCAGGUUGAUUUGGUCCGGAGAAAGAUAAUUAUCUGUUAUCAAUCUCCUAGUCGAUCACAACCAAAAAACUAUUUAAAGCUUUUAGUUGUUUGCUAACAAUUUUCUCUAAAUCGUUAAGAUCGUAGCUUCUAGUAUUGGAAUGAUAUAAAUACAGCAGAUUUCAAAGAUUAACCUUUUUAACUUUUCAAUGAGACAUCCUCAUUUAUUGAUAUUGAAAUUAUUACAGAAAUAGUUAAAAAAAAACUGAAACCAUUGUUUUUGGCAUCUGUUGUGCAUAAUCUCUUUAGCUAAAUCUAAUAAAUCCGUGUUUGAUACAUAGCAGGACUGCUUACCGGAUCCGUUGUAUUUUGGCCUUGUAGCUGCGGCCAUACCGGCUUCCUGAAUACUGGUUUCAGAACAAUCGUAGAACACAGAGGUCACUCUCUAUAACAUACCAUAUGUAUUUCAACUAAGAGAUAUCAUGAUUGUAGCCAAACAUACGAAGCAAAUUACCGGACUGCAUUCCUUGCGAAACAAACCCUCACACACAGUUUCUCUAUCUCCAUUUAACUAAAACAAUACGCAUAAAAUAUAAAGAAGGCAAUGAGAGGUUUUUUUUCCUGACUGACCGAUGAGAUAAUUAAACCUAACACGAAUUACUAUCUAGAAUUAGUCAAUAUUAUGCCGAACUUUUCACUCACGUAAAAGCAUUGUAAGUAAAAAUCAAACCAUCAGUUGUAGUUUGCGAAUCAAUUGCAAACCAAGUUGCUCCAGUGGAUAAAGAUCAUCUAUUUUCAGAAGUCAUUCAGAGUUGUAUUUAUAUUUUUCUCAUAAAAAAUAUAUAUCGUGCUAAAAAGUACCGUAGUUUUAUAAAAAAUAUGAAAACGCAAAGGAUAAUAAAAGGAAGAAUUUCGGAAAAGUUAA